This is a messenger RNA of Adineta ricciae, 342 nucleotides long. Lineage: Eukaryota; Metazoa; Rotifera; Eurotatoria; Adinetida; Adinetidae. The record is from the annotation of a GenBank genome assembly.
AUGCGACGGCAACAAAAGAAAAUAUCUGUGCAAAGACGAUCAUGUAAUGAAGAUUUGGCCAAUGAACUUUGGCUUGAAAUGUUCGAAUACUUUGAUUACGUCGAUCUUCUGAAGGCAUUUUUUGGUCUCAAUCGACGAACCAAUCAACUUAUUCAAUCUAUUAAAAUUCUUUUAUUGCGUUCAUCAUAUGUAUUGAGACAUCCAAACCGAUCAACAGAUCACGUCCAAAAAUUCGAAUCGAGAAAUUUAAACAAAUUCAGCACUUCCAACGAAUCAUUCAAUAUAAAGAAACGUCUUACAUCUUUCUCAACUCUUCCUUCACUCACUAUUAAUGGUAACUGA